Molecule: messenger RNA, 639 nt
Organism: Saccostrea cuccullata (small rock oyster)
Lineage: Eukaryota; Metazoa; Mollusca; Bivalvia; Ostreida; Ostreidae
Exons: 5
Coding region: 1-639 (212 amino acids)
Source: RefSeq, a predicted model, not a curated record
AUGAUUGAUUCCUUUACCGAGUAUAGCAUUUUAGAUUGUGUGGAAGAAUGCUUAAGAACCACGCGCUGUAAAUCUUUAAGUUAUUACCAAGGGGCAAAUUACUGUGAAAUCAGUUAUGAAAAUGAAGCUACUGCCCAAGAAAGAUACAAAGAAGACAAGGGGUGGAUCUUUAGCAAAAGAGAAGACUGGGACCCGAAAAUGACAGAAGCUUGUUCGAUGGCAAAGUGCAAAGAAAAUGAAAAAUGCAUCCCCAAAUCCCUUGGAAAUUAUAAAUGUAUAUAUUCAGACUGUGGAAUGCCUCCGGUUGUACAAGGCGUUGACUCGAAUAGUUUGGAAAGAUGGGACGCAAUAGGAAUCUACCGACAGAUACAUCUACAGUGUCACAAAUAUAUCUUCAAGAAAAAGGGAUCAGGAAUGCUUGGAUGUUCUUCAAAUGGUCAAUGGACAAUAAAUCUGACUUGUGAGUUUCAAGAGGUAUGGGUACCCUUUGAAGGCAAGUUGUAUAUGGUUCGCUCCGAAAAACGUACAUGGCAUGAUGCUAAGGAGGACUGUGAAAGACUGGGAUCAACUUUGACAGAGAUAGAAUCAGGAAAAGAGAAUGACUGGAUAACAGAAAUAUUAUUGAAGCCUUUACUGUAA